CCGACUCCAAAUCAUGUCACAUUUAGUUGAAAACAAAUAAAUAAAGAUAGUCUGAUCAAAACAACAGCGGCUUUUAUGUUUAUCAAUAGAUAGUAGUGAUUGUAACCGGCAUAACUAUGUCGUCUCCGGCUAUAUCUGAUGAUGAUAAUAGUUUCGAGCAGCCGCGACGCUCGACUAGUCUUCAGGGCAGUAAGAAACCCGAAUCUAUCAACAUUAGCAGUGAUGAAGAUAGUGACAAAACAAUUGAAUAUGAUGGAGUCGUCAUUUCAUCUGAUGAAGACGAAGACCUUCCAAAUGUGCAGUUACCUUCAAAGAUCGAUGAACAGAAAGACAAAAUUAUUAAGAAUUUAUUUCCUGCCAGCGGCAAAGCAGCAAAGUCAAAAAAUGGUGCAAAAUUUACGUCAAAUGGUUCUAAUGUACCGCCUAGUGGCUCAGCAAGUGUUAGCUAUGAUCCUCCCAAGCCGCAGCCGCUACCAGGGCACCUGAAAAUGAUUGGAGGUGUCCCGGUCCACUUCCCUGUACCUCCUUACGGAGCCCAAAUUGCUUUGAUGUCCAAGGUGAUAGAAGGCAUCAACAAGGGCGUGAACUGCUUGCUGGAGAGCCCGACGGGGUCUGGCAAGACGCUGGCGCUGCUGUGCGGGGCCCUCGCCUGGCAGCAGCAUGAGAAGAACCGCAUCGGCAACUUCCAAGCGCAGCAGCUGGUGAGCCAGCACCCCGAGCUGGUAGAGCUGAAGGGAGCCGCGGAGGGCGUCGCCAGCCCCGCCGCGGUGGACCUCGGACACUUCGCCUUCCAGAAGGAGAAGUUUGGUGAGAAGAGCAUCUACGACAAGCCAGGGUGCUCGGGCGCUGGCGACGGCCCAGCACCCACCACCAAGAGGGCUGAACCACACGACGGCACUGAUGACACAUCUGAGCCCGGCCUAGUCUCUAUACACAAGAGGCGUAAAGUAGAGGAUGACGUCACUCCAUCCCUCACUCCGCUACAACUUACCCCCGAGAAGCAAAAUAUAUCAUCCCCAGUGAAGCCUGAAACACCCAAGAAUAUCAGGCAACUCUACAGCCUGGUCUCCAACCUGCAACUGAGGACAUCUAUGAUUGUUCGUUCCAGAGUGCCCACCAUCUACUACGGGGCUCGGACCCACAAGCAGAUCCAGCAGGUUGUGAAGGAAUUCAGCAGGACGGCGUAUUGUGGAGAGGCGACUAUGACGAUACUGUCGAGCAGAGAGUAUAGCUGUAUACGCCCGUUUGAUAGGAGUCUGUAUGCGAGCAAGAAUGACAUGUGUAAGGAGUGCGUUUCGAAGAGGAAGCCGAAGCACGACGAGCCCCGCCCCCAGCAAGAGGCUAGCAACUGCAAGUACUACGAGAACCGCGCCCGGCUCACCGCCCAGGACCUGCCGCCCGCCUUCGACCUCGAGGAGCUGGUGGCCGUAGGGCGGGAGAGGAACGCGUGUCCUUUCUAUGCGGCCCGGGCCAUGGCGGCCGGGGCGAAUAUUGUGUUCUGCCCGUAUAAUUAUCUGAUAGAUCCGUCGAUAAGAAGCAGCUUACAAAUCGAGCUGCAGGACGAGAUCGUGAUCCUGGACGAGGCGCACAACAUCGAGGACAUCUGCCGCGACGCCGCCACCUUCCUCUUCAGCAGGGACCAGAUCUUCGCCGCGUUGCAGGAGUUGGAGAAGUUAGCCGAGUACAGGUACGCUAACGAAGACAUACAGCCGGACGUGGCCUGCCUCAUACAGGCGCUCCGGAACUGGAACGACUGGUUCGCCAACCAGGCCCCGCUGAUCCUGAGCAAGCCGGUGAACGGCGGCGAGGCGGUGCACACGUGGGACGUCAAGCACUUCGUGGACACGUUGAAUAACCAUAAUAUAGGCAUCAAGCAGUAUGGAGAGUUCCGCGGCAGCGCAGAGUCGUUCUGCCGCAAGCUGCGCGACGAGCCAGCCGCGCUGUACGGCGUGGCGCAGGCCACCGGCAACGUCGUCGAGGCCAUCGGCAUCGUGCUCAGCUACCUGUUCCGAGAAGACGGCAAGCAGAUGGACGACUUCAAGCCGGCGCUCAUUCGCGGCGUGGAGACCAGCCCCGGCAGCGCGCCCGACGCGCAGGGCUGGCGGAGCACGCAGUAUGAACGGUCAGUCCAGAAAGAGACGCUCUCCCUCCGUCUCAUGUGCAUGUCUCCAGCCGUGGUGUUCUCCCAGCUCUCCCCGUGUCGCACCGUGUUACUAGCCAGCGGCACUCUGACGCCGCGCCACAGCCUGGCUUCAGAGCUGGGGGCGGCUUUCCCGCUGCAGGUCAGCCCCGGACACGUCAUCGCCGCUGACAGGGUAUGGAUAGGCACACUAACAACGUGCCCCAACGGCAAACCGCUCGAGUGUAAAUCAGCCGCUAUGAACCAAGUGGAAACCCAGGAUGCGCUGGGGCAGUGCGUGCUGUGGAGCUGCCAGGUCGCGCCGCACGGGGUGCUCUGCUUCCUGCCCUCCUACAUGCUGCUCAAUAAGCUGCAGAGACGGUGGCAGGAGACGGGGCUGUGGCGGAAACUAAACGACGCCAAGAAUGUGUUCAUGGAGAGCCGCAACGUCAAAGAGCAUAACGAGAUUAUGGAAGAGUACUACGCCACCGUGGGCACCCCCAAGGGCGCACUCCUGUUCGCCGUGUACCGCGGGAAGGUGUCCGAGGGAAUGGACUUCAAGGACCACCAGGCUCGAGCCGUCAUCACGGUGGGCAUCCCAUACCCCAACACGUUCGACAUGAUGGUCCGUGAGAAGAUGCAGUACAACGACCGCCACACCCGCGACAAGCAACUACUCAGCAGCAGCGAGUGGCUGCGAGUGCAGGCUUACAGAGCUCUGAACCAAGCGGUGGGUCGCUGCGUGCGGCACCGGCGCGACUGGGGCGCCGUGCUGCUGGUGGACGCGAGGUUCACGCAGCGUUACUACACGGAGCACCUGUCGCAGUGGGUCAACAACUUUCUGGGCAACAACCACAACACAUUCGAAGAGCUUGUGAACAGCGACAAUGGUCUAGAGAGGUUCAUGCAAACCAUGACAAUGAAGGAAAAAGAAGAAGAUGCCUUAUAGCUGUG
This is a messenger RNA of Plutella xylostella (diamondback moth), 3073 nucleotides long. Its product is annotated as Fanconi anemia group J protein homolog. Gene Ontology annotation, cellular component: nucleus. The record is from RefSeq and is a predicted model, not a curated record. Lineage: Eukaryota; Metazoa; Arthropoda; Insecta; Lepidoptera; Plutellidae. Gene Ontology annotation, biological process: double-strand break repair involved in meiotic recombination; nucleotide-excision repair. Gene Ontology annotation, molecular function: DNA binding; DNA helicase activity; hydrolase activity, acting on acid anhydrides, in phosphorus-containing anhydrides.